AUGUCUAGUGCAGGGAAGAUUCCCACUUGUGCUAAGUGUGGGAAGAUGCAUACAAGUGUUUGUAGACUGGGGCAGAAUGUUUCCUUCAGUUAUGGUCAGGCGGGACACUAUUCCAGGGAGUGCCCCAAGAAGGCGGGGCAAGUUGCAGCCAUUCAGGCGAUUCCCAUUCAGUCUAUGCCUACUCAGAGAGCCAUAGAGGAGCCUAUAGCGCCCACUAGUGCUAGGGUAUAUGCAGUGACACAACAGGAGGCAGAGAGGUCUCCAAACCUUAUCAAAGGUACUAUUCUUAUCAGAGGAUAUGCAUUCAAUGCCAUGUUUGAUUCUGAAGCUACCCACUCCUUCAUAUCAGAAUUUGUUGCUAAUGGAUUACAUUUGCCCAUUCAUGAGUUCACGCCUCCCAUGGUAGUGAAGACUGCCAUCAGAGACAUUGUUUCUACUUCUUUGAAGUGCAAAGAAGUCAGAUUCAUAUGUGAGCAAGAAGAGUAUAUGGUGGAUUUGAUAGUGCUUGAAGGCAUGAAUCUACAUAUUAUAUUGGGUAUGGAUUGGCUGGUCCGGUAUGGUGUGAUGCUCGCCUGUUGUAGCAGGAGAAUUUUCUUUUCUUUAAAAGGAGAGAAGUCGGACAAUUUGUACUUGACGGCACCGCAGUUAAAUAAGGCUCUAGAUGAGGGAGAUGCGGGAUAUAUUAUUCUGGGAGGACUCGUAGGAGACUCCAAAGAACCUACUGCUAAUAUUCCAGUUAUGUGCGAGUUUGAAGACGUAUUUCCGGAAGAAAUUCCCCAUUUUCCACCUGAGAAGGAGAUUGAAAUCUCAAUCGACUUAGUACCUGGUGUGGGGCUAUCUCAUUGGCUCCAUACAGGAUGUCACCAGUGGAGCUAG
Molecule: messenger RNA, 876 nt
Organism: Gastrolobium bilobum
Lineage: Eukaryota; Viridiplantae; Streptophyta; Magnoliopsida; Fabales; Fabaceae
Exons: 1
Coding region: 1-876 (291 amino acids)
Source: RefSeq, a predicted model, not a curated record